UCCACACCCAUCACCACCUCUACAGACACCACACCCGCCAGCACCACUGGAACCUCAACACCCACUACAACCACCAUGACCACCAGCACCUCUACAAGCCCCACAACCACCAGCACCUCUACUACAACCUUGGGAACAAGCACCUUUCCUUCCUCCACACCCAUCACCACCUCUACAGACACCACACCCGCCAGCACCACUGGAACCUCAACACCCACUACAACCACCAUGACCACCAGCACCUCUGAAAGCCCCACAACCACCAGCACCUCUACUACAACCUUGGGAACAAGCACCUUUCCUUCCUCCACACCCAUCACCACCUCUACAGACACCACACCCACCAGCACCACUGGAACCUCAACACCCACUACAACCACCAUGACCACCAGCACCUCUCAAAGCCCCACAACCACCAGCACCUCUACUACAACCUUGGGAACAAGCACCUUUCCUUCCUCCACACCACUCACCACCUCUACAGACACCACACCCGCCAGCACCACUGGAACCUCAACACCCACUACAACCACCAUGACCACCAGCACCUCUCAAAGCCCCACAACCACCAGCACCUCUACUACAACCUUGGGAACAAGCACCUUUCCUUCCUCCACACCCAUCACCACCUCUACAGACACCACACCCACCAGCACCACUGGAACCUCAACACCCACUACCACACCCAUCACCACCUCUACAGACACCACACCCACCAGCACCACUGGAACCUCAACACCCACUACAACCACCAUGACCACCAGCACCUCUGAAAGCCCCACAACCACCAGCACCUCUACUACAACCUUGGGAACAAGCACCUUUCCUUCCUCCACACCCAUCACCACCUCUACAGACACCACACCCACCAGCACCACUGGAACCUCAACACCCACUACAAUUUCAAUGGUCUCCACACCCAUCACCACCUCUACAGACACCACACCCACCAGCACCACUGGAACCUCAACACCCACUACAACCACCAUGACCACCAGCACCUCUCAAAGCCCCACAACCACCAGCACCUCUACUACAACCUUGGGAACAAGCACCUUUCCUUCCUCCACACCCAUCACCACCUCUACAGACACCACACCCGCCAGCACCACUGGAACCUCAACACCCACUACAACCACCAUGACCACCAGCACCUCUGAAAGCCCCACAACCACCAGCACCUCUACUACAACCUUGGGAACAAGCACCUUUCCUUCCUCCACACCCAUCACCACCUCUACAGACACCACACCCACCAGCACCACUGGAACCUCAACACCCACUACAACCACCAUGACCACCAGCACCUCUCAAAGCCCCACAACCACCAGCACCUCUACUACAACCUUGGGAACAAGCACCUUUCCUUCCUCCACACCCAUCACCACCUCUACAGACACCACACCCACCAGCACCACUGGAACCUCAACACCC
Molecule: messenger RNA, 1434 nt
Organism: Chroicocephalus ridibundus (black-headed gull)
Lineage: Eukaryota; Metazoa; Chordata; Aves; Charadriiformes; Laridae
Product: mucin-2-like
Exons: 11
Source: RefSeq, a predicted model, not a curated record